AUGGCCGGCGCAUCAAGGAAAGACCUUCUCAAGAAGGUGUACAACAUGGUACCGCCUAUGCUCGAGAGCUUCCACAAGGGUCAAUUGGGUCGUGUAGCAGUUAUUGGUGGCAGUGAAGAUUACACUGGCGCACCCUACUUCUCUGCCAUGGCCUCUGCAAAAUUGGGUUGCGAUAUGUCUCAUGUCAUAUGCGAGCCGGGAGCGGGCGCCGUCAUCAAAACCUACUCCCCUAAUCUCAUGGUACACCCAUAUAUGCGGCAAUCCAAGAACCUUGCGCAAUCCGAGAGCGCCGAUAGUGUGAGCGCAGAAGUUGUUGGAAUGCUAUCGCGGCUCCACGUUGUCGUAAUCGGUCCUGGCCUCGGUCGCGACAAACUCAUGCAAGACACAUGCGCAAAGGUGAUUGAAGAGGCUAGGAAGCAGGGCAUUCCUUUUGUACUGGAUGCAGAUGGUCUGUACCUUGCACAGACAAGGCCUGAACUCGUUGAAGGUUGCAAAGAGUGCAUCCUCACGCCCAACGUUGUGGAAUUUGGGAGAUUGGCCAAGGCAAAGGGCGUAAACGUUGAUGAAGGCGAUCCUUCAGAACUAUGCUCCAAACUAUCAAAGGCUUUUGGCGGUGUUACGAUUAUUCAGAAGGGUGCUAAGGACUAUAUUUCCAAUGGUUCGCAUACCCUGGUCUCUGAGGGCGAGGGCGGCUUGAAGCGCUCGGGUGGUCAGGGUGAUACCUUGACGGGUAGUUUGGCGACUCUGCUAGCCUACAGGAAGGCAUACCACGACAAGCUGUGGGAUAUUGGGACUGAGAUGUCAAGGAGCGAGACGUUAGCUCUUGCAGCAUAUGGUGGCUCGUGUAUCACGAGAGAGUGCUCCAAGUUGGCCUUCAAGGAGAAGGGCAGAUCGCUGCAGGCCAGUGAUUUGACGGAGCAUGUUCACACUGCGUUCCUCAACAUAAUUGGAGAGAGGGAGGAGACACCAAUGCUGUAA
Molecule: messenger RNA, 978 nt
Organism: Bipolaris oryzae ATCC 44560
Lineage: Eukaryota; Fungi; Ascomycota; Dothideomycetes; Pleosporales; Pleosporaceae
Exons: 3
Coding region: 1-978 (325 amino acids)
Biological process (GO): metabolite repair
Molecular function (GO): ATP-dependent NAD(P)H-hydrate dehydratase activity
Source: RefSeq, a predicted model, not a curated record